GUACGGGGAUGUUAGUCGGGUUUGGGUUGGACGAAGCGCAACGCGUCUUUGUACUAUAAGGAUGAGUACAGGACUAUAUAAUUUUAUAUAAACUUCUCACUUCUUUAUCUCUCAGGUCUAAAUAUUUAUCUCGUUCAGAUUCGAUUUAUUCAACUGCAAAAUAAUAUUCUCAUUCAACUUCUAAGGUACCCUUUCCUUCUAUAUUCAGAAAUAUACUUCACUUAGUUCAAACCCUCUUCAACAUGUCACCCGUAACAAAUGGUCAGCUUAAUGGAGUCGACGCCGCGUCGGCGCCUCUAUGCCAUAUUGUUACCCCGGUAGGCAUGCUCGGCUAUGGUCUCGAUGAAGAGGAGAAUGCUGCCGCCUUAAGACAUCUCGUUGCGACGGGUAUUCCAACCGCCAUGAUAUUAGACUCCGGCUCGACUGAUAGUGGGCCGGACAGGCUUGCCCAGAAAGUAAUGGGACAGCCCCGAAUAGGUUACGUCCGGGACCUUAGGAAGCUUCUCAAGCUAACCCACCAGUUCCGAGUUCCGCUAAUUUUCAGCUCGGCGGGAGGAGAUGGAAUCGACGAGCACGUCCGGGAGAUCGUGCAAAUCAUCGAAGAAAUCUGCGCCGAGAAGGGAAAUGAGGAUUACUCCUUUAAGACCGUGGCCGUAUUUUCCAAUAUCGACAAGGAGACUGUCCGAGAACGACUAAAGGACGGACGUGUUCGAGGAUGUGGACCGUGUGUUCCGGAGCUAACCGAAGAGGACAUUGAUACGUCAACGGUAAUUGUUGCUCAAAUGGGACCUGAGCCAUUCGUCGACGCCAUGAAGGCAAACCCGGACUUUAACAUCGUUGCCGGCGGACGCGCCUACGACCCGGCCCCGUACGUUGCUUACUGUGCUUAUUUAGCCGGCCUAGAUUUCAACGACGUAACCUCGCCCGUGGUCAAACGCCAGCUCGGCGGAUUUACUCACAUGGGAAAGAUUCUAGAGUGUGGUGGAAUAUGUGCUGUGCCAAAGUCGCAUGGCGCCAUUGCUACGGUAUAUAAGGACGGAGGAUUUACCGUCUGUCCUUUAACGCCGUCGGCCUACUGUACUCCGGUGUCAGUGGCGGCACAUACCAUGUACGAGAAAUCACGCCCUGAUCUCCUGCAUGGACCGGGCGGAUACUUCGAUCUGAACUCGGCAACCUACGAGCAGUUACCAGACCAAAGGACCAUCAAAGUUCAGGGCAGCGUGUUCCAUUUCUCGAAGGAAAAUGGCCCGUACCAAGUAAAACUAGAAGCUGCUAGUGUCGUUGGGUACCGAUCUCUAUUCUUCGGUAGUUUCCGAGACCCAAUUUUGAUUAGCCAACUUGAUAAAUUAUUCGACCUCGUGAAAGCCUAUGCUGCUCAGCAGCACGCCGAUGUGGCUGAGAAGUGGGAGUUUGAUUUCCACAUCUAUGGGAAGCCAGAGGAAGAUGUAGAGAAUCUUUCUCCAGAAGUAUUCAUCAUUGGUGAAGCUCUGGCUCCUACGCAGGAGCUGGCAACUAGCAUCGCAUCUACCGCAAGAAUCGGUAUUAUUCAUGGAAGCUACCCAGGACAGAAGGCCACUUCGGGCAACUUCGCGUUUGGUAUUGGCGGCAAGUCUGUCAUCGAAACUGGGCCGUGCUCGCAAUUUACCUUGUACCACCUUAUGGACCUCGAAGAAGGCGAAGAGAAUUUAUUCCUGGGAGAUAGCAGCUCGACUGAACAAAAGCCAUUGUUCACACAGUCUGUUUCAUUAAUUGGCCGAGGAGACCGGCCGUCAGAUGCUCCCUUAUUGUUUGACGAUGUUCCUACAAACGGCUUCAAGCAGAACGGUGUGAAGAGCGCCGCAAGCGUUAAAGCUACCAACGGCAACGGCAACGACGUAACAUCAGCGCCCACCAAACUCGGGGACUUGGCUCAAGUCAUCAGGUCCAAGAACUCAGGGCCGUAUGAGAUCACCCUCGACCUCGUAUUCGCAUCCCGGGCUACUUACCUCAGGGUUAAGGAUUCCGGCCUUCUGUCUGUCCAAACAGUAGCCGAAGCCUAUAAACUGCCAGAGAGCGACAUUCUGUGGUGUGGAUUCUUCGACCCGGCCCAAGCGUUUAAAGCUACGAUCCCCCGUAUUCGGGCCGGUAGACGUAUGCCAGGUGGUGGUUUUAUGGAAAAUGAUGUUCAUGGGUCCCAGCAACAUCUCCCUCUUGUGAACUUGAAGUUACCAGAGGAACUACUUGCUUCCCUCGCUUCAGAGUAGUGCCGUGGGAGGUGCUGAUGUCGGUAUUAGUGUAUUUUAUUUUAUUCUAUGUAUUUGUACUUGGAGGUGGAUAUAUAGAUCCUUUCCUUUACUAGCUACCUAUGUUAGACG
Molecule: messenger RNA, 2354 nt
Organism: Daldinia caldariorum
Lineage: Eukaryota; Fungi; Ascomycota; Sordariomycetes; Xylariales; Hypoxylaceae
Exons: 3
Coding region: 243-2243 (666 amino acids)
Source: RefSeq, a predicted model, not a curated record